UCUAAUAAAUAGUCUCUCAGAUUUUGAAAUCUCGUUCUGAAACUUUGCGCACGGUUAUUUCUCCCCAAGAAGCUGUGCAUUUGUCGGAACCGCCGAUAUCGGACCAUUCUAAAAUGUAGCUGCCAUACAAACUGAUCUAUCAAAAUCCAGUCCUUGUAAGGAAAACUUUUUUUGCGACAAGAUAUCUAUACGAAAUUUAGCAUAGAUUAUUGUCCAAGCCAACGCUACAAUUUCCGAACAAAUUAUUUGAAUCAGACUAAUCAAAUUCAUGAAAAAUAUCGUUUUAUGCCCCUUUUUUUGCUAUAAGAAGAGCAUCUGUGAAGCGUACUCGAAGUGCACCCGAAGUUAACUAUUUAAUUAGCUUUCUUAUAUAAUAUAGGUCUAAUGACGAUUAUCACAGCUGCUCCGGAAGUGCUAAUUUGAUAUUAAUAUAUUUGACAACGCUUGCUACUAAAGUGACGUCACAUGCUACUUACUUGACAGCAAGAGUGAUAGAAAUAAAGUCAACUUUUUACUGUUCCGCUUACUGCUUCGUUCGGUCAAUUUUAAUUUCGAAAUAUUCUUAUCUGUAAUAUGUAGGAGAAUAGCGUUAUUUUAAAAUUCUUUAAAAACUUCUAUGAUAUUUGCAUUUUUAUUAGUUGAAAAAUUUAACUUUUAGACGAAUACUUGUAUAAUAAAAUAUAUAUUAUCGUUUGUAUUUUCCAUGUAUAUCGGUCAGUAUGUAAGAUAUCUUAACCAAAUCAGAGUGAGAAUUUGUUGGGUUUUUCUACCAAAAAUUGAAAAGGUGCGUUCAUACCUUCCUCGAGCCGACAAUUUUAUCAAAAUUUUAUCGAAGUUACUUUUACAAGUAUAUGAAUUGAUAUAGAGACAUUAUAAGUCACUCUUAUAUCGACUAAUAUAUAGUUAUAAUGUCUAAUUUUUGAGAACAUUUCGUUUAGCUCGAUGUAGCUUGGUAAUCUCAUUUAUAUUAUAAAUUAAAUAAUUCUCAUAAUCUAAAUUUGGUGAGAAUAUUUCGCUUGGCACCAACAAAUAUGUAUACUUGAAAGCGUUAGUUAGACUGCCCUUGUAAAAGUACUUCGACUCUAUCGCGCUAACGAUUAUGACUUUGAAAUUUGUAAAAUAUUGAACUAAAGCGAGAGAAAACUAAUGUAUAUGCAUUUAGCUAAUUAUGAGGCGUGAAGAACGCACAAAGCUUUCAGCAAAAAGCUGCGCUAUAUAGGACAUCAAAUAGCAAUGACAUACCAUCUCAUUAUCACUAACAACAUGAUUUAGAUAAUUUUACUUUUUUGCAGGCAAUUUACAGUGCAUUUAUAGCGGUAUAUUACUUUUCUAUUUUAAGAUGAAAAGCUUUGUUUUGUUUUAACCAAAAAUUAGUCACUUCAUUAAAUUCGUCGUAUAUAAUUCUAUAAUUUUAUAAUUUUGUUUUUUAUAUGUUUAGGUGUAGGUAUAAGAUAUAUUCGUGGUCUUUAUAACUUGAACAGGGUAUAUUAAGUUUACCACAAUUUUUUUAAUGCCCAGAAGGAAACAUCGGAGACAUUAUAGUAUAUAAAUAUAGUAUAUACAAAUGAUCAACAAGACGAACUGAGUCGAUUUAGUCGCACAGUUUUUGAGUUAUCGUUCUGAAAUUUAGCACACCAAAGCUAUAAUUUCCGAAGAAAGUAAUUGCUGAUGACUCGACUCAAUUAAUUUUACUGAAUGGUUCUUUUAAAAGGGAAAGAGAAAAAAUAUGUUAACACAUUGAAUACAUUGAAUAUAAUUUAAUUACUCAAAAGUACUGUGAAUAUUCUUUUUAAUAUUGUAUAAGAGAUUUUAUACAAUAUUCAGAAUCUAAAUAUAAAUCUAUCUAUCUUAAAUUUUUAGAUAGACAUAAACCUUACACAUUUUUAAAUUAUAUUUGUCCGAAGAUAAGUCUUCUAUUCACUGAAAUGAAGUUGUAUGCAUCGAUUAGAUUUCUUUUUAAUAAUUAUGCAUUGCAAUAUUAAAUUAUUUUCUUGCACUUAAGCAUAUCUUUUUUACAUCACUUCUAAUCCGUAUUCUCGGUUUACAACAAAAUUCGCUUUUUUCCUGGUUUUAUUUUCUCACACGCCGCCUUCAUUUGAAGUCUAUAACCAUUUUCAUAGAUUUACCGGCGAUAAUCUCUUUGUUUAGAAAUUUUUGUAUGUUUAUCUGUAUAUAUGUAUGUAUAUAUUUAUGUAGUUAGGUAAAAGUCUCAUCGCAUCUCAGAGCAACGCUGAGCAAUCAAAUCACCUCAAGUGUUCAUAGUUCGAAUAUUUUUUAUUUGUAUAAUGAUACUAACACAUAUAUAUGUACGAUUGUAUGUAAAUGUAUUUUAUUUAUACCAUAUAUGUUGGUAUGUAUACAGACAUUAUUGUCUAUAAAUAUUCAAGUCACCAAAGCAGACAUUUCAGUUCAGUUAUACACAUACAACGGUCGCAACGUGUUGUUGGCUGUGAGAGCGCGCGUGUGUGUCUUAAGUCUUUCGUUUUUCCCCUACAAAAACACAACAGUACACCGCUUCGAAUUGAUAGCGAUAAAUAAAGAUAAAAGAAGCAGCAUUGUGCAAUUAUUAAAUAAAAUUUAUAAUUUUGUUAUUACAUGGCAUAUAUAUACUGUGAUAUAUAUAUAUAUGUAUAUAAAUACAUACAAUACAAUUUCUAAGUGAAAAUCAAUAGAGGAAAUUCACAAAAAUGAAGUCCUACAUCAGCACAGCUACCGUUUUUAUUAUGUUCUUUGCGCUGACAAAUGCCACCGAAGUGAGAAAGUGUCCCAAGUCGACUGCACGCGCUUUAACCGCGGAUGAAGUAACCAUCUCCAAUUGCCCCAAAAAUAAAUGCACACUCAAGCGCAACACCGAGGCCAGCAUUGAAAUGAAGCUUAAACCCGAACGUGACUUUAACGAACUCAACUCCGAUAUACAGGGUAUUAUUUUGGACGUACCACUACCGUUCCCUGGCUAUUAUGGCACCAGCGCCUGUCCGUACAUCUACGAUGCCGAGGGCAAAGAGAAGGUGGGCUGCCCACUUAAAGCCGGACAAACAUAUACCUACAAGAAUAGUUUCAAAAUUUUACCAAUCUAUCCGACUGUUAAUUUGGUCAUACACUGGGGCUUGGGUGAUAAACAGGGUGAUGUUGUAUGCUUCCAAAUACCGGCUAAGAUAAAGUCGUAAAUAUUUGUAUGAAGGAAUGUUGGCAAAUAUAUUGUGUUACUUACUUACAUAACUGUAUUAAAAUAAUGAAAAUAUUUGGGUAAGAAUAAACGUGUCAGUGCUCUCUUUGAUUAAUAUUUAUAUAAUAACUUUAAUAAACAAAAACAACUUUUAUAUUUUUUAGAGAUUUUCAUAUUUGUAAUUAAUUUUUAUUUUUUUUUGUUUGUUAAUUUAAAUAUUGUUUUUGCGAAUUGAAAACAAAUACAUGGUUGCUUAUACUUAUGCA
Messenger RNA from Bactrocera oleae (olive fruit fly), 3432 nucleotides. RefSeq names its product Niemann-Pick type C-2b (gene Npc2b). Gene Ontology annotation, biological process: intracellular cholesterol transport. Lineage: Eukaryota; Metazoa; Arthropoda; Insecta; Diptera; Tephritidae. The record is from RefSeq and is a predicted model, not a curated record. Gene Ontology annotation, molecular function: sterol binding.